AAAGUGUCGCAAGACGCGAGCGCAUCAUUACGCUUGCAACAGUAGGAUUUUUUACGUUUCAAUAUUAUUUUUUUAGCGUUAUUAAUGUAAAAUGGUGACUGCAAAAAAUAUGUCAAGUAACAAAAAUGAAAAACAUGAAAAUGAAACCAAGAAAUCGAAAAAGAAAUCACCUCCCGGUCUAAUUUCUCGAUUACUAUAUAUUUGGAUGUUUCCGCUUUUUUACAACGGAAACAGACGUGAUUUGGAAGAUGAAGAUUUAGUUCCAACGAAAAAAAUAUAUAACUCAAAAAUUGUAGGGGAUUAUUUAGAAAGAAAUUGGCUUCAAGCAGAAGCGAUAGCGAAGGCUUCGGGAAGGCAGGCUUCGUUUUCAAAAGUUAUCUUCAAAACUUUUAUAUGGUCAUUCAUUCCUGGUGGUAUAAUGCAAUUAAUUUGCAUCGCCAUAAGAACGGGGGCACCAUUAUUGUUUGCAAAAUUAUUAGAAUACUGGUCUGUGAAUUCUACUAUGAGUCAAGAAGAAGCCUCGUACUAUGCAGCAGGUCUAGUGUUGGCCAAUUUGGUGGCAGCCUUCUUCAACCAUCAAGGAAAUUAUUACUGUCAACAAUUUGGUAUGAAACUGAGAAUCGCUACUAGUACUUUGAUGUUUAGAAAGAUAAUGCGAAUGAACAACGGGUCGCUUGGUGAAACGACAGCUGGAAAAGUUGUCAACCUGUUAUCGAAUGACCUGCAAAGGUUUGACCUGGCAUUUCUCUUUCUGCACUACGUAUGGAUCAUUCCUCUGCAACUCGCUGCGGUGUGCUACUUGGGUUAUGUUCAGGCGGGAUAUGCAGCGCUCAUCGGUUUGGCCGCGUUGAUUAUCAUCGCUUUGCCGAUUCAAGGCGUUCUCGGUCAGAUACUUGGAAAAGUAAGGUUCCGCACCGCUGAAAAGACUGACGAGCGUAUAAAAGUUAUGAGUGAAGUCAUUAACGGGAUACAGGUGAUUAAAAUGUACGCAUGGGAAAUUCCAUUCCAAAAAGUUGUUGGACAGAAACGUAAAGAAGAAUUAAAAGAAGUGAAAACAGCUACAAUCCUAAGGACUAUCUUUAUUGGGUUCAUGAUAUUUACUGAAAGAUCGGCCAUGUUCAUCACUAUUAUCACUUUCGUGUUAUUUGGCAACGUGAUAUCGGCGAACGUAAUUUACCCUCUGCAGCAGUUCAUCGGGGCAGCUCAAGUCAAUGUAACAUUAAUUCUGCCAUUAGUGUUGUCCUUCACGGCGGAACUUUUCGUGUCUUUACGAAGAGUACAGGAGUUCUUAGUUCUUGAGGACAGACCUGACUUAGUAGCGACUAUCGGGAUACCACAAUCGAAGUUAUUCCGAAAUAUCGGGGGAAGCCUUAAAGAUUCCAAGAAUUCUACAAUCCAGCCCAUCGCAUUUCAUAAUAACACAUCUGAAAUUUCGAUCACUAAUAGCGUCACUAAUGGCAUUGCUAAUGGUUCCAUUAGGAGAAAGUUCCGCCGAAGUCUUUCAACAUCCAAUGACACAGUAGUAGAGGUUCAUGACGUAUCGGCGAGCUGGACCGGCGACCCUAACUUCUUGGCACUGAAGAACAUAUCUUUACGCAUUCGUAAAGGAAAACUGUGCGCUAUAAUUGGCGCUGUAGGUUCUGGCAAGUCCUCAGUUCUGCAACUGAUUCUAAAAGAACUACCAGCAGCAACCGGAAGCGUAUCUAUCUAUGGAGACAUUUCAUACGCGAGCCAAGAAGCGUGGCUCUUCCCUAGCACAGUGAGAGAGAAUAUUCUAUUUGGUCUUCCUUAUGACCCUGUCAAAUAUAAAAAGGUAUGUUCGGUAUGCACUUUGGAGAAGGACUUCAAGCAGUUCCCGUACGGCGAUCAGACACUAGUGGGGGAGAGGGGAGUUUCGCUAUCGGGAGGGCAGCGGGCGAGAAUCAAUUUGGCACGAGCUGUCUACAGAGAAGCAGAUAUUUACCUAUUGGAUGACCCACUCUCUGCGGUAGAUGCGAAUGUUGGCCGUCUACUGUUUGAAGGCUGUAUUAAUGGAUAUCUGAAAGGACGUACGCGUAUAUUGGUUACGCAUCAAAUACAUUUCCUUAAGGCAGCAGAUACCAUUAUAGUCCUAAAUGAGGGAGGCAUUGAAAACAUGGGAACUUUCGACGAACUUGUUUCUUCUGGCAAAGAGUUUGCUCAGAUGUUGGUAUCGUUGCAAGAAGGCAAAGACAAAGAUACUGACAGUAUUAAUUCCAGUAAAUCAGAGGAAAAACCAGCGUUGCUCAGAGCAAUUUCGAGUAAUGAAUCUGAGAACGUAGAUGAAAUGUUUGAAGAGCAAAAGAUGGCAGCUGAAGAAAGGCAAUCAGGAACCUUACGAUGGGAAGUUAUUUACUCAUACUUUAAAGCGGGCGGUGGAAUUUGUUUCAUCCUAUUUAACGUUUUGAUGAUCUUUAUAACGACAGGAAGUGCAGCUGCUGCCGAUUAUUGGAUCAGUUACUGGUCAAACCAAAUGGUGAUUUAUGAAGAAGAAGUUGGCGAAGAGGGAAUGGAUCCCGGACUAGACGUUCAAAUUGGACUCUUUACUACCGGCCAGUACCUCCUUAUACAUGGAAGCCUCGUGAUUGUCUGUAUCCUUCUUACGCAUUUGCGUGUUAUCCCCUUCGCAAAACUCUGUGUUGAUGCCUCCCAAAAUCUGCACGAUAAUAUGUUCUCGACUAUGAUCAAGGGUAUCAUGAGAUUCUUCGACACCAGUUCUUCAGGUCGAAUUCUCAAUCGUUUCACAAAGGACAUGGGAGCAUUGGACGAGAUUUUACCUAGAUCCUUGCUAGAUGUAGUUCAAAUUUACAGUACCUUAAUAUUCAUACUCGUCCUCAAUGCUGUAGCCUUAUAUUGGACACUAAUACCCUCAUUCAUCCUAAUGAUUAUAUUUUUUUUCACCGUUAAACUGUAUUUGAAAACUGCUCAGGGCAUCAAAAGACUGGAAGGAACAACUAAAAGUCCUGUUUUUGGAAUGGUGACAUCUUCACUUAAUGGAAUAGCGACAAUACGCUGUUCUGGAGCACAAAAUAGACUUGUCGAUCAAUUUGAUGAUUACCAGGAUCUUCAUUCAGCUGCUUGGAAUUGUUUUCUUGGUGGUGGAUGUACUUUUGGAUUUUACUUGGACGCCUUAUGCCAAGUUUAUCUUACAAUCAUUAUCUUUGUCUUUUUGUAUAUUGACUUUGGUAGCGUCAUUGCCGUUGGUAGCGUGGGUCUCGCUGUUUCACAGACCAACAUGUUGACGUCGAUGUUGCAACAUGGUGCCCGCAUGCUGGUAGAAUUUCUUGCACAACUUACUAGCGUAGAGCGUGUUCUAGAAUAUACUCGUAUCGAAACCGAAAAUAACCUCUUUGAUGGACAAAUAGCAUUACCCCCUACAUGGCCUUCAGAAGGAACAGUUGUUUUCCAAGAUCUCUCUUUGAGGUAUGCUCCUGACGAGCCCCCAGUUUUGAAAAAUCUAAACUUGUCCAUUCAAAGUGGAUGGAAGGUCGGUAUUGUUGGCCGUACAGGCGCUGGUAAAUCAUCUUUGAUAUCUGCGAUAUUCCGCUUUGCUUUCAUUGAAGGAAAAAUUUCUAUCGAUGGAAUUGAUACAUCUCAAGUAUCCAAACAGGCUUUGAGAUCAAAAAUUUCAAUUAUUCCUCAAGAACCAGUUCUCUUCUCUGCGACUAUAAGAUACAAUCUCGACCCCUUCGAUAUCUACAGCGAUGACGAACUUUGGCGAGCCUUGGAACAGGUUGACUUGAAAUCAGCAGUUCCUUCUUUGGACUUUAAAGUAACCGAGGGAGGAACAAACUUCUCUGUUGGUCAAAGGCAGUUAAUGUGCUUAGCUCGAGCCGUUCUAAGGUCGAACAAAGUAUUGAUUAUGGACGAAGCCACCGCUAAUGUCGAUCCACAAACCGACAAUUUCAUUCAGCAGACGAUUCGUCGACAGUUUGCAUCUUGUACCGUUUUAACCAUUGCUCAUCGUCUUAACACAAUCAUGGAUUCGGACAGAGUAUUGGUAAUGAGCAGCGGACAAAUUGUCGAGUUCGAUCAUCCUUAUAUCCUUCUCAGCGAUCCCAAUAGCCACUUCUCUUCAAUGGUCAAAGAAACUGGAACAAAGAGCAGUGAAACACUAUUUGAAGUAGCUAAAGAAGCAUAUUUCCAAAGUAAUAUGGAGGAAAACAUGAGAUAAUAUUUUGAUAAAUGUUUUAAUACUAUAAGGGAAACAAGACUUUGUUACAUAAUUUGUUUGUAAAUAAAGAUUAUUGUGGUUUUCGUAAA
Molecule: messenger RNA, 4281 nt
Organism: Melitaea cinxia (Glanville fritillary)
Lineage: Eukaryota; Metazoa; Arthropoda; Insecta; Lepidoptera; Nymphalidae
Product: ATP-binding cassette sub-family C member 4-like
Exons: 25
Coding region: 92-4192 (1366 amino acids)
Biological process (GO): transmembrane transport
Cellular component (GO): membrane
Molecular function (GO): ABC-type transporter activity; ATP binding; ATP hydrolysis activity
Source: RefSeq, a predicted model, not a curated record